Molecule: messenger RNA, 1937 nt
Organism: Octopus bimaculoides (California two-spot octopus)
Lineage: Eukaryota; Metazoa; Mollusca; Cephalopoda; Octopoda; Octopodidae
Biological process (GO): regulation of DNA-templated transcription
Molecular function (GO): RNA polymerase II cis-regulatory region sequence-specific DNA binding; DNA-binding transcription factor activity, RNA polymerase II-specific
Source: RefSeq, a predicted model, not a curated record
UUACGCGUUUCGGCACGUUCCCUCAGACGAUCGCUGUGGUCGAUGUAAUCGAUUUAACCAACCCCCGAAACUGCUGGCCUCGUGCCAAAAUUUGAAUUCAGUAUAUUUAUUUAGCGAUGUAACUAUGAUUUACCAUCAGCUUGAAGGGUGUAUUAAAUUAUGUUAGGGACACUGGUACGAUCAUUGAAACAAGAGAACAAUUACCAACGACUGGACCACCUUCGUGUAUUUCAGUUAUGCUGAAUGUUCCAGUACAACGUAUGACACAAAAAUACUGAUUCCACCAGAAUAUCUUCAUGCAAACCAGCCUCCCCUCUCCAUGCCACCGAUGUUAUCCAAAGGAAAGGCAAAGACCGAUAUAUCUACAUUGCAUAUCUUUUCCACCUGUAGACAAAGUCCCAUGCUUUUCAUAAAAGAAGAAACUGAACUAUAAUAGAUUAUAACCACAGUCGUUAGAACUUCUCCAGAGUUAAUAUGGAGGACAGUAAUCAGUCAGACACUUCUAACACAACUGUUUCUGACAGUAUAGAUACAGGUAAACGUUUAACAGGUGAAGCAUCUACUAAACAAAGAUCAUUAGAGAAAAAUUUUGAUUGUAAGGUAUGUGGGAAAACUUUUGUGAAUUCCAGUAAUUUGCGAAUCCACAAAAAUUUACAUACUGGGGAAAAACCGUUUGAAUGUGAGAUUUGUGGAAAAUUAUUUAACCAGAGGAAUCAUCUUGCUGUCCACAAACGUAGUCACACUGGGGAAAGACCCUUCCGCUGUGAAAUAUGUGGAAAAUCAGUUGUCAAUAGUAAUUCCUUAAAAAGUCACAAAAGAAUCCAUACGGGAGAAAAGCCUUAUCAUUGCGAAAUGUGUGGUAAAUCAUUUAAUGAGAGAUCGAACCUUGUUAAACACAUAAAUAUUCACACUGGAGCAAAAGUGCACCAUUGUGAAAUAUGUGGGAAAUCUUUUAUGAAUUCCAGUAAUCUAAAAACACAUGAAAAGUUACAUACAGGAGAGAAACCAUAUCACUGUGAGAUAUGCGGUAAAUCAUUUAUUCAAAAGUCUCACCUUGUUCUUCAUAAUCGUAGUGGCCACACUGGGGAAAAACCUUUCCAUUGUGAUAUAUGUGGGAAAUCGUUUGUUGUUUAUAGUUAUCUAACCAAUCAUAAACGGAUUCACAGGGGAAAAGUACAGUUCCAAUGUGAAAUAUGUGGAAAAUCUUUCAUGACUAACUUACAGCUCACUACCCAUGUACAAACUCACACCGGAGAAAAAUCAUAUCAUUGUGAAAUUUGUAAGAAAUCGUUCAUCCAGAAAUGUCAACUUAUAGUUCAUAAAAGGAUACACACUGGCGAAAAACCUUUUGAGUGUGAUGUAUGUGGAAAAUCAUUUUCUGUGAAUCUUUAUCUUAAAGCUCAUAAACGAAGACACACCGGAGAAAAACCAUUCCACUGUGAAAUCUGUGGAAAAUCCUUUUUUGAUAAUUCACAUCUUGUCAGUCACAAAAGAGUGAAUAAUAGUGAUUUAAAAAGACACAAGAGAAGACAUGAGGGAGAUAAGACUUUUCACUGUGAAAUUUGUGGAAAAUCAUUCUUUGAUAAUUCUAACCUUAUAGUUCAUGUCCGUACCCAUACUGGAGAAAGACCUUAUCAGUGUGAAAUCUGUGAGAAAGCAUUUAUUUGUAAAAGUGAUGUAAAUAAACACAAACGAACACACAGUAAAGGGAAGCCUUUGGACUGUGAAACAUGAGAAAACCUCGUGUAAAUCUAAGGUCACAGAGUACCAACAUGUCUACAUUGGAGAAUAUUUAUGGUGAAAUAUGUUGGGAUUAUUUCUCAUGUUACAAUCCAGAAAUUUCAUUUGACAAGAAGCCGUUAUACAAAAACGUCUAUAAACUGGUUGGUGAAUACUGAGUGGAGAAAAUAAAACUAUUAUUGUUAAAUACAUUGGAA